This is a messenger RNA of Meyerozyma guilliermondii ATCC 6260, 1203 nucleotides long. RefSeq names its product exopolyphosphatase. The transcript has a single exon. Gene Ontology annotation, cellular component: cytoplasm. Gene Ontology annotation, molecular function: exopolyphosphatase activity. NCBI's taxonomy places the organism in Eukaryota, Fungi, Ascomycota, Pichiomycetes, Serinales, Debaryomycetaceae. The record is from RefSeq and is a predicted model, not a curated record. The coding region runs from base 1 to 1203 and encodes 400 amino acids.
AUGUUAGUUAAAGAAUUCUUGACGGGCCUUCGUCGCCAAAUCAAUGAGAAACCCUUGAGGUUUGUGACUGGUAACCAGUCCGCAGACAUGGAUUCCGUUGUAAGUGCGUUAUCUUUAGCUUUUUUUAAAGCUCAACAGGCACCCUCAGAACCCGUGGUUCCUAUAAUCAACAUUACUAGAGAAGAGUUCAAGUUGAGAAAAGACAUCAGCUUGUUGCUUGGCACCUACUCGAUUGGCCAGGAUCUUCUUUUCUUCAUUGAAGACUUUGAAAGAUUGAGUGAAAAGUCGGAAAAGGUACACUUGACACUAGUAGAUCAUUGCAAUAUUCAAGGCGAUAUAUUUCACAAGUAUGCCGACGAAAACAAACUACAAAUCGAUACAAUUAUCGAUCACCAUGAAGACGAAAACGUGGCUAAAGAUGCUGACCCAAGAAUUAUCACAAAGAGUGGUUCGUGCUCUUCACUAGUAUUCAACUACUUCUAUACGAACCUCAAGGAUAAGACAAUCUUUGAGACCUCGGAUGUGUGUGGACUUUUAUUAGGACCACUUUUAAUCGAUACGAGUAAUAUGACACAGAAGGUGGAAAUGGAGGAUUCGGUUGCCUUUUCUAGAUACAUAAUGCUCCUUCAAGACUCACAUAUUUCCACAAAUAUGACCCAACUUACACGGGCAGCCAGUGAUGUUUCCACUGAGUCGUUGAUGCUGACUUACUAUGACACAUUGAAAACCGCCAAAAAGGAUUUGAGUGGUCUUUCUUUCUUUGACAUAUUGCGCAAAGAUUACAAGCAAUUCACCUUCAAUGGUCUUCGUGUGGGAUUUAGUUCUCUUGGAAAACUGUACCUGUGGAUCUUCAACAAGUUCUCCGGUAAUGAUAUUGAGGAGGCUUUGCUUCGAACAAUAAAUUACCACAAAUUGGACAUGUUAGUGAUAACCACUUCAUAUACCAAAAAGACUAAUAAUGAGUACACCAGAGAAUUCUCCUACUACUUCAAACUGGAUGCACCAAGAGCUGGUGAUUUGAAGGAGAUUGGAACGUUGGCUCAUCAAGCUUUGAGCUUAAAUGAUAAAAUCUACGACUACGAAAGUUUUGCAAAGAAGUUACUGUCUGUCUCCAAUUUAUUUUUAUUUAACCAAGGAAAUGUUCAGGCAUCUCGAAAACAGGUGGUACCUAUCGUCAAGGACAUAUUGGAAUCCAAGUUUUGA